AUGCUGUACCACGCCUCGACGCACGGCAUCCACGCCGACGACCAAAUCAACACACUCACCGACGUAGCCCCACCAAUCCACACCUCCACCACCUUCCGCUACCCCCACAACCCCGAUGACCUCCAGCCCGUGCCUACUGAAGGCGAAUUUGUCGACCUCCAAACACCACUGAUAUACUCCCGUCUCGCCUCCGCCAGCACCAACCGCCUCGAAACCAUCCUAGCCCCUUUACUCUACCCCUCAGCCACAGCCUCCGACCUCGCCGGCAGCAAUGGCCUCGCAAACCACGUCAUCAGCUACACCAGCGGCCUCAGCGCCUUCCACGCCCUUCUCGUAAACGUGGUGCCGAAAGUCAUUGCCAUCAGCGGCGGCUACCACGGCUGCCACGGCGUCAUUGACCUGCACAAGAAAAUGCAUGGCGUGCGCACCGUUGAGUUGCAUGCCUCAGAGGCCGAGUGGGACGCUGCCGGGCUCGGAAAAGGUGAUCUCGUUCACCUAGAAACACCGCUCAACCCCACGGGCGAAGCUUUCCAGAUCGCCAAAUACGCUGAACGCGCGCAUGCGCGGGGAGCGCUGUUGUCUGUCGAUGCAACGUUUGCGCCGCCGGGGCUGCAGGAUCCGUUUCGUUGGGGCGCGGAUAUUGUGAUGCAUUCUGGGACAAAGUAUAUCGGGGGUCAUAGCGAUAUGCUUUGUGGUAUCCUGGCUGUCUUACCUGGCAGGGAAGGAUUGCAGCGUGCCAAGACGAUGCGCGCAGAACGCAUUUUCCUAGGUGCAGUCCUGGGGAGUUUGGAGGGGUGGUUGGGUGUUAGAAGUUUGAGGACGUUGGAUUUGAGGGUUCAGAGACAGAGUGCUAGUGCGGAGAAGUUGGUGGGUUGGCUUCAGGCAUGUUUGGAUGGGGAAGGUGGGGAGGAGAGUGCGGUUGUGAAGGAUGUGGUUUCGCAUCUUGCGCAUGCGAGUUUACAAAAGAAGGAUAUGGGGUGGUUGAAGCAGCAGAUGCCGAAUGGCUUCGGUCCUGUGUUUAGUAUCUACAUGAAGAAUGAGGCGUUGGCGAGGGCGUUACCGAGUCGUCUACGCUUUUUUCAUCAUGCGACUAGUCUGGGGGGCGUCGAGAGUCUUAUUGAGUGGCGGAGGAUGAGCGAUGUGGAUGUUGAUGUCAGGUUGUUGAGGGUCAGUGUUGGAGUGGAGAGUUGGGAGGAUUUGAAGGCGGACUUUUUGGAGGCGUUUAGGAAGCUAAGUGCGGGUGUGAAGGUGUGGGGUGAGGGGGAGGGGGGAAGUGUUGGUAGUAAUGGUGUGCAGGUGGGACAGAAUGGGGCGAAUAUUCCUGAGGUGGGCUCUGGUGCUGUGUGA
This is a messenger RNA of Pyrenophora tritici-repentis Pt-1C-BFP, 1347 nucleotides long. The record is from RefSeq and is a predicted model, not a curated record. NCBI's taxonomy places the organism in Eukaryota, Fungi, Ascomycota, Dothideomycetes, Pleosporales, Pleosporaceae.